Molecule: messenger RNA, 1236 nt
Organism: Laetiporus sulphureus 93-53
Lineage: Eukaryota; Fungi; Basidiomycota; Agaricomycetes; Polyporales; Laetiporaceae
Exons: 9
Coding region: 1-1236 (411 amino acids)
Source: RefSeq, a predicted model, not a curated record
AUGUCGUCUAAGGUGUUACUAGUGUUUUGCGAUGGAACUGGGAUGGACGGGAACCUCGCAGGUAAACAUUGUACCGAUGUUCCACAGUUUAGCUUGUAUGCUGACCGAUUCUUGCUUAUUCCAGAGGGUGAUGUCGGCUCGGGAAUACGACAUGUGAGUAACGUUCUGCGCCUCUCGCGCGCAGUCAAACAGUUUACUAGCGAUGGCCGCAACCAAGUUGUUUUCUACCAAAGUGGUGUUGGAAGCGAGACCGACUUUCAAGGGAAUCCCGUGCUGGGAAGGAUGGGGGCACUAAUGCAGCAGUAUACUAAUCGUACUCUGCGGUGCUCAGCGAGCAAAAUAGGGGAUGUCUAUGCGUUCAUAGCACAGAACUUUGAGCCCAAAGACGAUAUAUGCAUUUUUGGAGUAGCAUAUACCGCACGAGUGGUAGCAGACCUGAUCGAUCAGAUUGGACUCCUAUGUCUCGAGAACCUCGGUCACUUUUUCAGCAUCUGGCGGCAGCUUUUGGAUGGAAAAGAACCCACUAUUCCUGAAGGGACCCGCUGGACUCCGAUCAAAUGUGUCGGAGUCUGGGAUACCAUCUGUUCUGUCCCAAAAGACCGCAAUGCUGCCCGCUCCAGGAAUACGGAUUUGCCGGCAUCAGUCGAUAUCGCGCUUCACGCACUAUCUCUGCACGAGAAUCGAGACAAAUUUCGUCCAAAACUGUGGACAGUCCCGAAACACGGUCUUGCACCUCGAGGGAUGGAUGGCAAGCAGGUGUGGUUCCCAGGCGCUCACUCCGAUGUCGGCGGGGGAUACGAACGUCACGAGCUUGCCGACAUUUCUCUGUUCUGGAUGGCUGGAGAAGUCUGCGAUUUUAUCAAUCUGGAUCUUGAAUUUAUUCAGCGAAGUGCUCAACGUAGUCCUGAACCUUGGGGGAAGUCCCAACCGCACAACGCGUGGAAGGAGGCCCCUUGGCACUUUAAGCGUUUCAUUCAUUCCGAAACGCGUCUCCAGAGCCACGAUAUCAAGCAGGAUGCCCUGUUUCAUAGCAGUGUUCUCGUUUCGCCGACCACCGUUCGGAAAGCACAAAACAUGAUUACUUCAAAAACAUUGAGGAAGCGCUUCGGCGAAAGGUGGAAACCGCGUAUCGUGGAAUUGAAUAGUUUCGAAAAACGUUGUAAGACAGACUGGGAGGAACCACCGGUCAGUGCCUUCGUUUGGUCCCGAGUGCUGGCAUACAUGCAUAUAUGCUGA